AUGAUCUUUGUACCGAACAUGAUUGUUGUAGUGACGAAGGGGAAGAAUGCAGGCAAGAAGGCUGUGAUUAUAAAGCACCUUGAGGGAAAGUAUGUGCUGACGGCGUGCGUUGUUAGAAUUCCCAAGGAGUCUGAGGAUCACGAGCCUAAAUGGAUGAAGAGAAGGAAUGCAAAGCUCUAUGUUAUACUGAAGAAGUACAAUAUCAAGCAUUUGAUAGCAACAAGAUACAAAGCAGACAUAGGGCUGAGUGCGGCAGACUACAAUGGGAUUGGCGAAAGUGAGGAGACCAAGAAGGUGCUUACUGAGAGGACGAAGGAUGUGAUGAUAAGCGCAUUGAAGGAGAACAAGGCUAAGUUUCUGUUUACAACCCUGAGCUUUUAG
Molecule: messenger RNA, 381 nt
Organism: Ordospora pajunii
Lineage: Eukaryota; Fungi; Microsporidia; Ordosporidae
Exons: 1
Coding region: 1-381 (126 amino acids)
Biological process (GO): translation
Cellular component (GO): cytosolic large ribosomal subunit; ribosome
Molecular function (GO): structural constituent of ribosome
Source: RefSeq, a predicted model, not a curated record